CUCCCUCUUCAUGCACAUCGCCGCGGUUGAAAGAGAUAAAGACAAUUGCUGAAGAAGAUAAGAGAUGUUUAAGCUCCGUGUAAUUGUUGCCGCAAUUGUAUGCCUACAAUUGCAUGCGUUUACAUAUCCAAGAAAGCUCCAUAAAUCCUUUUGGAAUUACAACAACGAGAAUACUGUGAUGUACAGAGUUGAUGCACUACAUAAGCGGGGAUAUCUUCCAAUCUGCAAGCCAGACUGCAGUAACCUUACAAACCUAUUUCAAAGCUAUUUGGUGGGUAUUAAUAAAUACAAUAAUGACAAUGGUCUUGGGAAGACAUUAAAGUUGAGAUGUAUAAAAAAUACUAAAAAUAAAAGAUGCAUUCCAGAAUUCCACAAUUCUUGAGGCUGGUUUCUCUCCUUCCGUUAUUGAUGAUGAAAAAUGAUGAUAUAAUCGCGAAUGAAGUGUAGAAUGUAAUU
Dendronephthya gigantea is the source of this 456-nucleotide messenger RNA. RefSeq lists its product as uncharacterized. The record is from RefSeq and is a predicted model, not a curated record. The coding region runs from base 65 to 382 and encodes 105 amino acids. The transcript has 3 exons. Lineage: Eukaryota; Metazoa; Cnidaria; Anthozoa; Malacalcyonacea; Nephtheidae.